AUGUUGGAGUCUUUUAAUACAGUAGGAUGGCAAAGAUUUAAAAGUGCGUUGAUGCGGAAAAAAAUAAUCGACGCUUCAGCACCGGAAUCUAAAUUAUUAAAGUGUUUAACAACACUAGACUUAACAGCUCUUAGUAUCGGAUCAACUCUUGGGGUUGGAGUGUAUGUUCUUGCUGGAAAUGUCGCAAGUAUCCAUGCAGGUCCCUCUGUGAUUAUAUCGUUUGUUAUUGCGGCUAUUGCUUCUAUAUUCGCAGGACUGUGUUUUGCUGAGUUUGGCACCAGAGUACCAAAAGCCGGAUCAUCUUAUGUCUACACGUACGUGACAAUUGGUGAAUUUGUGGGAUUUAUUAUCGGCUGGGUAUUGAUUCUUGAAUAUGUAAUCGGAGCAGCGAGUGUGGUACGAGCACUGACCAGUUAUAUUGAUGUAUUUACUCAUCAAGUUAUAAGCAAUGCGUUCAAAUCAUUCGCUAAAAUUGGAAUCCCGUACUUCUCACCCUACUUUGAUUUUCUUGCCUUCGGAAUCACUGUAUUGUUUUCAGUGGGUUUGGCGUUUGGUGCUAAGGAAUCAUCGUUAGCAAACAAUAUUUGUACUUUUAUUAAUUUAUCAAUUGUACUGUUUGUUAUUAUCGCUGGAUCAUUCAAAGCUGACAUGAAAAAUUGGAAACUAAACGUUGAAAACUUACCGGAAAAAGAGGGUGUCAAUUAUGGAAAUGGUGGUUUUGCACCAUUUGGAUUAAUGGGAAUAAUUUCUGGUGCUGGAGAAUGUUUCUACGGCUUUAUUGGAUUUGACUGUAUAGCAACAGCUGGCGAAGAAGCUAAAAACCCAAAAAAAUCAUUACCAAUAGCGAUCGUUGUUUCCUUGACAAUAGUUUUUUUGGCGUACUUUGGAAUCUCGAUAGUGCUAACGACUGUUCUACCUUAUUACGACCAAGAUAUUAACGCUCCUUUUAUUUACAUGUUUAACUCAAUCGGUUGGAAUUGGGCGACUUACAUUGUCAGUGUUGGUGCAUUCUGUGCUUUGACUACAAGUUUGGUCGGUGCUUUGUUCCCUUUACCAAGAAUUAUUUAUGCAAUGGCAUCAGACGGCUUGUUGUACAAAUGGCUGGGACAUAUAAAUACUCGAUUCCACACUCCAAUGACUGGAACUUUGAUAGCAGGGCUUUUUACUGGAAUCCUUUCUGCGCUUUUUGACUUGAAACAUUUGUCUCAAAUGAUGAGUCUAGGUACACUAUUUUCGUAUUCGAUUGUUGCUGCGUGUGUUGUUGUUUUACGGUACAAAGAAAAUGAAAUUAACGAAAAAAAACGACUAGUUAAAGAACCCAGGACAAUUAAAUAUAUUGCUAAGCAAUUGUUCAAUGCUAAUAAUUUAGUAUUUUCAACAAAACUUACUUCGGACAUAGUAUCUUGCCUCGUUACAAUUUAUGUAAUUGUCGGUUUCUUAUCUGCGGGAUUCAUUGUGAAAUUUUUAGAACACAUUAUUAAUGUGGAGAUCUGGGCAAUAAUCCUCCUUAGUGUACCGCUUGUACCUUUCUUGCCAGCAAUCAGUAUCAUGGUCAACUUUCUCCUUAUGUGGGGUGUGAGUAUAAGAACCUGGAUGCAAUUCGUCGGAUGGAUGGGAAUUGGUCUCAUUAUUUAUUUCACGUAUGGAAUAAAAAACAGUAUCAAUAGAACCAAACCAACACCAAAUGAAGUUUGUAAUUAA
Messenger RNA from Cotesia congregata, 1701 nucleotides. NCBI's taxonomy places the organism in Eukaryota, Metazoa, Arthropoda, Insecta, Hymenoptera, Braconidae. The record is from the annotation of a GenBank genome assembly.